This is a messenger RNA of Cantharellus anzutake, 3260 nucleotides long. RefSeq names its product DNA unwinding-related protein. Gene Ontology annotation, molecular function: single-stranded 3'-5' DNA helicase activity; single-stranded DNA binding; ATP binding. Lineage: Eukaryota; Fungi; Basidiomycota; Agaricomycetes; Cantharellales; Hydnaceae. The record is from RefSeq and is a predicted model, not a curated record. Gene Ontology annotation, biological process: double-strand break repair via break-induced replication; mitotic DNA replication; DNA replication initiation. The coding region runs from base 82 to 3066 and encodes 994 amino acids. Gene Ontology annotation, cellular component: MCM complex; nucleus. The transcript has 10 exons.
CUUUGAAGACUACCCGAGCGGGUACCCCAGCUCUUCCUAUCCUACUGUUCGAGUCGUGAUCAGAGACACAAAUUUGAGGAAAUGUCUCAAUUGUCAUCGCCUUUGCCAAGUUCUGGGGUGCAAGCUCCGUUAUUCUCCAGUCCGCGCCGUACCCAGGGUGCAGAUCCUCGAGACGCGUACAACGCGCUUCGACGCGCCGCGGACCCUCUAGCUUUUGACAAUGACGAUGUUCGCGGUCCCGGUGAGGCCGAAGAAGAAGGAAACGCCAAUAAUGUUGGAGGGGGAAGAAGAAGCAGAGCUCGAAGUCAAGCGCUUGUGAGAGACGUGCCACCUGUGAAAGAUAGAACCGGAGAGGCUGUCCUACAACACUUUGAAGACUUUCUUGAUCAAUACACUGAAGCCAUAGAAUUGCCCGCAACCCCAGGGGGAGACGAUAUGGACGCCGAGCCCCAGACCACACAAGUAUACAUUCAACAAAUCAGGUCUAUGGCCGCAAAUGAUCAUCCUACCCUCUACGUCGACUUCAGCCACGUGUUUUCUCGAGACGAGACUCUGGGACGGGCGAUCACCGAACAGUACUAUCGUUUCCUUCCAUAUAUCAAGCGAGCAGUUGCGAAUCAAGUUCGCAUCCAUGCUCCAGAAUAUGUGUAUCUCAAUUCUCAUACCAGUAGUACCGUCUCAUCCGGGCUGCUCACGCGUGAAUUUGGUAUUGCUUUCUACAACUUGCCACUUGUCUCAUCUAUCCGUGAUCUUCGAACACACCGAAUUGGGACGUUAAUGUCCGUCUCAGGAACCGUCACGCGGACAUCUGAGGUGCGCCCGGAACUCAUAUACGGCGCUUUUGGAUGCAUGCUCUGCGGUGGCUUCGUUAAUGAAGUCGAGCAGCAGUUCAAAUACACGGAGCCCCUCAUCUGCCCCAAUCCUACAUGUGGGAACAGAAAAUCGUGGCAGCUGAAGGUAGAGCAGAGCCGAUUUUCGGAUUGGCAGAAAGUCAGAAUUCAGGAGAAUCCGAACGAUAUCCCAACAGGAAGCAUGCCUCGCAGCUUGGAUGUGAUUCUCAGGGGCGACUUGGUGGAGCGUGCUAAGGCUGGCGACAAAUGCAUCUUCACAGGGACCUUCAUUGUUGUUCCAGAUGUCUCGCAAUUGGGUCUGCCUGGUGUCAAUUCAGAGAUGCAACGCGAGGCUACUCGAGGUGCCGCUGCCGUUGGUGCCGGAAACAGCGGGGUCACAGGUCUGAAGAGUCUGGGUGUGCGAGACCUGCAGUACAAGACGGCUUUCCUAGCUUGUAUGGCCCAAGACGCAGACGUCCGAAAUACUGGGACGAAUAUUCGGGGGGAGGAGAUGAGUGACGGCGGUCAAGAAAAUCAAGAGGCUUUCGUUUCGACCCUUACGAUGCCAGAGAUCGAGGAGUUAAAGAUGAUGGUUCAUUCCGAUUAUAUCUACAAUAGGCUGGUACAGAGCAUCGCUCCCACUGUCUAUGGGCACGAGAUUGUCAAGAAAGGCCUUUUACUACAGCUGCUCGGAGGUGUUCACAAAUUGACUCCGGAAGGUAUGCACCUCCGGGGUGACAUAAAUAUCUGCAUUGUCGGCGAUCCUUCGACAAGCAAAUCCCAAUUCCUAAAAUACGUCUGCUCUUUCCUUCCUCGCGCUGUCUACACCUCGGGUAAGGCCUCGUCAGCUGCAGGUCUUACUGCAGCGGUCGUCAAGGACGAAGAAACUGGAGAAUUCACCAUAGAGGCUGGAGCACUGAUGCUUGCGGAUAACGGGAUUUGUGCAAUUGACGAGUUUGACAAGAUGGACAUCACAGAUCAGGUUGCCAUCCACGAAGCUAUGGAGCAGCAGACGAUUUCGAUUGCGAAAGCAGGGAUUCAUGCCACUCUGAAUGCAAGAACAUCGAUUCUCGCUGCCGCUAACCCAAUUGGUGGGAGGUAUAAUCGCAAGCUCAGCUUAAGGGCAAACUUAGGCGGGGUUAUGAGCGCACCCAUCAUGAGUCGUUUCGAUUUGUUCUUCGUCGUACUGGAUGAAUGCAACCCGACGGUCGACGAGAAUAUCGCCAGGCACAUCGUAAACAUCCACCGGUUCAGAAGUGAGGCCGUUCAGCCAGAAUUUAGUACUGCAGCACUGCAACGGUAUAUUCGUUAUGCAAGGACAUUCAACCCAAAGCUUACGCCAGAGACAUCCGACAUCAUUGUGGAGAAGUAUCGCCUCCUCCGACAAGAUGACGCCUCGGGUGUUGGCAAGAACUCGUACCGAAUAACCGUUCGCCAGCUAGAAAGCAUGAUUCGGCUCAGCGAAGCCAUAGCUAGGGCUCACUGCACAGAUGAGAUCACGCCAGCAUUCGUCCGAGAGGCAUACUCCCUGCUCCGUCAAUCCAUUAUUCACGUCGAACAAGACGACAUUGAUUUCGAUGAAGAGGAGCUGCGAGGUCAACGACCGCAUCAAGAUGCCAACGCUCAUGCGCCCUCCAGUGGUGAUAUCUUUGGCGAAGAGGAUGGUACCGAUUUCAACGUCGUAGGAGACAUCACCGCGGAGGAACUCGCUGCCUUUAAUGAGACAGAAUCUAGUUAUUUGAACGAGGAAUCGAUGCAGGUUCACCCAGGUACGCCCACACGAAGAACCACGGGUACGUCUUCGUCAGUCGCUCCGCUUGGUGAGAGGAGUACAACGGCACCAUCAUCUACUCCUGCACCGGCCCCCCCACCACCCAAGAAACAGAAGAUGAAGUUGCCAUAUGAACAAUAUAUGGCUAUGCAAACUCUCAUCCUGGAUCACCUAGCUGGGCUAGAGCGUACGACCGGAAAAGGUUUAAAUCGGGAGGAUUUAAUCGAUUGGUACCUCGAGCAGAAAGAGGAGGGAAUCGCCAAUCUGGAAGAAUUAGAAACUCAGAAGCAACUUAUUCGAAGAGUCCUCAACAAACUGGUUAAGGACAAUUUGCUUAUCGCCCUACAGGGUGACGUCCAGAACUCGUUGCCGUCGGACGACCAAAUGGAGGUUGAUCAGGACGACAACGUGCACUAUAUGAUACAUCCCUCCGUGGAUCCAGACGUUCUUUCUUCCACUCAAUAGUGCGAAUCCCUCAACUCUUUUUUGGGUUUAUAGAGUUUGCUUGCACAUUUUAUUUCUAUUAGGAGUUGUUGUAUGUAUGUAGUGUGUCUAGGUCUAUUGUGAUGAUAAUUUAUUUUUGUUUUGGCAGGGCCUGUUGCGCACCCUCGACAACUUUCUUAGGUUUCAUUUUUAGGUUUCCUUUUGAGACCCGGCCC